UCUUAAUAUUGAUCAGAAAAAUAGUUUCGAAUUUUUUAAGAACACAAAACCCGGAAAAUUCGUUAAAAAACAAGUUUUUUGAGUUGGGGGCGCUGAAAACUUAUCGAAAAAAUUUUGAAAUUAAAAAAAAUCAUAGUGGAUUUCAAAAUUGAGACUUUGAGGAUCAUAAAAAUCCCGGCGAAGACAUAAAAAUAAUUAAUUGUCUAAUUUUAAUCAGCCGUCAAAAUUUUUAAAAUCAUUAAAAAAUUCCUCGAUUUAACUUCACCGAUUUUUAUUAAAUAAACUAUUGGUCGUAGAAAAAAAUGUUAGAAGUAAAAAUUGUUCGCUUAUGACUCCUCUUUAAGAAAAAAUCCGUCCGGUUCCUCAAUUUUGAUUGUAAAAAAAAUUAUUGGCUAUUAAAAUACAUUAUUGAUUUCAGGCGUUGUAAUUCUGUAAACAUGUUAAAAUUUUUAACAACUGGUCUGCUGCUUAUACUAUGUGCAUGGAAUGUAUAUUCUUGCAUUGAAAAAUAUGGCGAUUGCACGAAUGAUAGAAGUUGUUGCCAAGGUUAUGAUUGCACUUUGGAGAAUGCACCUAGAGGUGGAUACGGCGGUGAAAUUAGCUACGUCUGCACUCCGUUCAACUGCAUUAAGGAAGGUGAUAGAUGCUUCCGUAAUGAAACUAGAUGUUGCCCAGGUCUUACAUGCGUCAAUAAGGGUACACCCUUAGGUGGAUAUAAAGAAUUUGACAUUAUCGAAUGCACUAAGAGCUAAACAGAAGACUAGGAAAAUUAAUCAAGAAAAUAAUUAGGAAGAAAAAUAUUUUCUUGGCUCAAGUGAACCUUUUUUUCUGUGUAUACAUUAUUUCUAUCGAAUAAUUAUUUGGGUUUAGAAAAAAAAGUUUUAAGAAAAAAA
Messenger RNA from Cotesia glomerata, 893 nucleotides. RefSeq lists its product as uncharacterized. NCBI's taxonomy places the organism in Eukaryota, Metazoa, Arthropoda, Insecta, Hymenoptera, Braconidae. Bases 438 to 752 code for a protein of 104 amino acids. The transcript has 3 exons. The record is from RefSeq and is a predicted model, not a curated record.